Didymosphaeria variabile is the source of this 789-nucleotide messenger RNA. RefSeq lists its product as uncharacterized. Bases 1 to 789 code for a protein of 262 amino acids. NCBI's taxonomy places the organism in Eukaryota, Fungi, Ascomycota, Dothideomycetes, Pleosporales, Didymosphaeriaceae. The record is from RefSeq and is a predicted model, not a curated record. The transcript has a single exon.
AUGCCUGACAUUGUCACUAGUAAUCUCCGUCCUCAUCGUUUCAGCGUAGGGCUGCCACAUGAGGAACUUGCUUUUUACGAGGCACAGCUGAAUGCAGAGGUGUUUCAAGAACACCUUGGGGAAGCGUAUCAGCGUCACCACAUGGGAGUGUCAGGUCCGUUCAAACGUCCGUCAAAUCCUGCGUACAACGGGCAUUUCAAGAAACCGAACGAUACGGCUGGGGGUGAGCAAUUCCCGCUUGUUUAUACUGACCGUGCAUUACAGAAGUCCAAGAUGAUGAAUGCCACUCGCAAGGCCUUGGGUCCCAACUGGCAAACUGCUGAUCACCUUGAUGAUGACUUGGAGAAUUAUGGUGCCCCGAAGGUGUCAAGUGACUGGAACUGCCAGACUGAGCGGGAAGCGCCGAUUCCUGAUAAGUACUUACAAGAGUUCAAUCAGAUGUGGUAUGAGGACGACGAAGACACCGAUGCUGACCAGCUCUUGGCGGAUAUGACUUCAAAUUCACAUGCACCAUGGCGUAAUCACCUACCGCUACGCCCAAUGUACGGUCCAAGUGGUGAUCUCCGCAGCCCGAUCCGCUAUUUCGACAAGGCAGAGAUCAUGAUGUGGAACGAGGCUACACAUGAAGCUCAUCUGACACAUCCCAGUGUGGUGGAGCCGGGGCCCUUUGUUCGUCCCGAGCCCCAAAGCUUUUUCAGCUGGAGUGACUCUUCAACCGAGGAGAGCCGUGGGAAGCGCCUCAAAAAGAGCUUUCGCGCAAACCUCGGCCGGCUGUGUCAUCUUGAGUGA